Molecule: messenger RNA, 360 nt
Organism: Phytophthora nicotianae INRA-310
Lineage: Eukaryota; Oomycota; Peronosporomycetes; Peronosporales; Peronosporaceae
Exons: 1
Coding region: 1-360 (119 amino acids)
Source: RefSeq, a predicted model, not a curated record
AUGGAAGCUUCUAACGAAGGACGAUCUGAUGGAGAACAUACCACGGAGAACAGCUUUGCGAGAUCUCUCCGCCGCCUCGAUACAAGCGGCGAUGAAGAAGAAAGAGAUUUAUUUGGCAUUUUUGCCAAAAGCAAUCUGAAGAAGAUGAUGAAAAGCGAGAGUUUCAAGCACACGAUGUUUGGCAAUUGGGACGGUUUUACAGUGGGUCAUAUUCGCACAAAACUAAAAGAUAAGUACCCGGAACUCCUCUUGGACUACCUGAACGUCUACAAGAAGGGCGGCGAUGAGGUCGUUCGACACGCUAAAAAUCCGAACAAGGUCAAGUUUGCGAACAAACCUACGAUUCGAUUCGAGUCCUAA